Molecule: messenger RNA, 696 nt
Organism: Drosophila grimshawi
Lineage: Eukaryota; Metazoa; Arthropoda; Insecta; Diptera; Drosophilidae
Exons: 2
Coding region: 29-547 (172 amino acids)
Source: RefSeq, a predicted model, not a curated record
UAUAUUGUUAAUUUGGCACUCAAGAAAUAUGGAUGUCAACAAAAAGUAUAACCAAAACGUGCUGAAAGCGAUUGCCAAUCUGCAGGAACGACAAUCCCUCCUCAUUCCUGUGCAGACUAUCAUUCAGCAGGUCAUUUUUCAGAUGCGCCGUAAAAUAAUGCUAGAGCCAGUCAUAAGCAAAAUUUUAAAGUCGUUGAAAAGUUUGACUGAAAUCGGCAUCUUGACACGCAGUCGCAGCUCUGAGUACGGGUUCCACAAGUUUCCCAUUGCGAGCACGAUUAAUAAGAGUACUAAACGUAGGCUCACCAACCAUUUGGCAAAAAGAAAACAACCCAUUUCAUCGUGCAGCUCAUUUGGAUCUAAACGUUCCCAAUAUGAUGAUAUUCUCCCGGUCAUUCCGACAUUUUUCGCAACCUUCUCGGAUCAGGUUUCGGAACAAUCCCCCGAGCUGACUUUUGAGGAUUCUGCAGGAGCUGUUGAACUAAAUACUACUCUGAUGAAUAGUGUGGAGGUGGAACCGAAGAAUAAUCCUAUUUUGGAUGAAUAACUGAUGGAUGAUGAACCGCUCGCCUUAGAGGACUAUGAUUUUCAUGGUCCCAUUCCUCUAAUUGGCCGCUAAUUGCCACACAAGUUUGGAAAACUGCAAUUUGAUUAAAAAGUUUUAGCAUUAAUUUAAUUCCAAUUUAAUUUACAAUU